Messenger RNA from Hipposideros armiger (great roundleaf bat), 1927 nucleotides. RefSeq names its product complement factor I (gene CFI). The record is from RefSeq and is a predicted model, not a curated record. Bases 146 to 1732 code for a protein of 528 amino acids. NCBI's taxonomy places the organism in Eukaryota, Metazoa, Chordata, Mammalia, Chiroptera, Hipposideridae. Gene Ontology annotation, biological process: proteolysis. Gene Ontology annotation, cellular component: membrane. Gene Ontology annotation, molecular function: protein binding; serine-type endopeptidase activity. The transcript has 10 exons.
UUCUCUACAAGUUCAAAAGUACAAAGCUCUUUAGGAGGCUCGCUCUUUCUAAAUAUUUUUUCAGAGGUUAAAAAUUAAAUUUCAAAAGAAAAUCUUGGGUGGAGAAGCGUCCACAGUAGAGACGCAGACCCUGAAUGUCUCCAACAUGAAGUUUGCUCAUGUUAUUCUGUUCCUUUUGUGCUUCUACUUAAGUUUUUGCCAGGUGGAAAAAGGUGGAAGACAAAAAAAAUGGAUACGGGUCAAGAAACCAGAGGUCACUUUGCCAUCAGACAUGCCUCAAAAUGACCUGGUGGACAAAAAGUGCUUAACUGAAAAAUACACACACCUCUCCUGCCGUAAAGUCUUCUGCCAACCAUGGCAGAAAUGCAUCGACGGGACUUGCAUUUGUAAACUCCCUUAUCAGUGCCCAAGGAAUGGUACCACAGUGUGUUCAACUAAUGGGAAAAGCUACUUGACUUACUGUCAGCAAAAGAGUUUUGAAUGUAUUCGUCCAGAGGCAAAGUUUUUAAAUAAUGGAACAUGUAUAGCUGGAGGACAAUUUAAUGUUUCCUUGAAAUAUGGAAAUAAAGAUUCAGAGGGAAUUGUUGAAGUAAAACUUGUAGACCAAGAUAAGAAGAUGUCUAUAUGUAAUAGCAGCUGGCGCAUAACCCAGGCCAAUGUGGCCUGCCUUGACCUUGGAUUUCCACAAGGUGCUGUUGGUGCUCAAGGAAGUCUUCGUUUACCUGAAGAUGGCCAUAUAAAUUCCACUGAUCUCCAUACAUAUUCCACUGAAUGUCUGCAUGUGCGGUGUCGAGGCUCAGAGACCACUUUGGCUGAAUGUACUUUUACUAAAAGAAUACAUGAACAUUACCAGAGUUUAGCUAGUGUGGCGUGUUACACACAGGAUGCAGCUUAUGAUACAAUCUCUUAUUUUCUUGAAGAAAGAAAACGGAUAAAGUCAUUUAUCCCUAAACUAUCCUGUGGAGUUAAAAAUAGCUCUGUCAAAGCUCGAAGGAAACGAGUCGUAGGAGGAAUGCUGGCACAAGAGGGAGACUUCCCAUGGCAAGUGGCAAUUAGGCAUGACGGGAAAAUCACCUGUGGAGGAAUUUAUAUUGGUGGCUGUUGGAUCCUGACUGCUGCACAUUGUGUCAGAGUCAGUAAAUCUCACCGUUACGAAAUAUGGACAUCAUUACUAGACUGGGUAAAGCUUAACACUGGGAUAAUAGUUAAUAAGGUCAAUAGAGUUAUUAUCCACGAAAACUACAAUGGAGGCACCUACCAAAAUGACAUAGCUUUGAUUGAAAUGAAAAAGCGCGCAAACCAAAAAGAAUGUGUGCUGCAUAAUUCCGUCCCUGCCUGUGUCCCCUGGUCUCCACAUUUAUUCCGACCUAAUGACAAAUGCAUCAUUUCUGGCUGGGGGCGAGAAAAAGAUAACCAAAAAGUCUAUUCACUUAUGUGGGGUGAAGUUUACCUAAAAAGCAACUGCUCCCAGUUUUACCCAGGUCGCUACUUUGAAAAAGAAAUGGAAUGUGCAGGUACAGAUGACGGUUCCAUUGAUGCCUGUAAAGGGGACUCUGGAGGCCCCUUAGUCUGUAAGAAUGACAACAAUGUGACUUAUGUUUGGGGUGUAGUAAGUUGGGGUGAAAACUGUGGACAACCAGAGUUCCCAGGCGUUUACACCAAAGUGGCCAAUUAUUUUGACUGGAUUAGCCAUCAUGUGGGAAGGUCUCUUAUUUCUCAGUACAAUGUAUAAAACUGUGAUCUCUCUCUUCUUUCUACUCUUUUUCUCUCAAGAGUUCCAUUUUAAUUGAAAUGAUACUGCCUAAUUAGUACUUCUCUAGGAAAAAAAUAAAGCAAAUUUUAUUGGAUAUUUUUAAAGGUCUCUACAAGCUUUAUGCCAUACUGGAAUUUUGCUGUUUAAUUCUCGAAUAAAUAUUUUAGCCAAGCA